CACACACACACACACACACAACUGGAGCAUUUACACCGACUCUGUCCCAGGUGCGUGUGGAGUACAUUAGACUUGACUUUAUUUUAUUCCUGCAUUCUGAAUUUCCACUCUCAGAAUGAGUGCUCGUCUAUGGACAGAGGAGCAGUUUAACUGCCCCGUCUGUCUGGAUCUGCCCUCUGACCCCGUGACCAUCCCAUGUGGUCACAGUUACUGCAUGGCCUGCAUCGCAGAUUACUGGGACAAUGAAUGCAGGAAAAACGGCAGCUACAGCUGCCCAGAAUGCCGGCAGGCCUUCAACCCUCGUCCCACUCUCUGCAGGAACACCAUGCUGGCCGAAGCCGUGGAGCAGCUCCGCCGAGGGGCCCUGAGCUCCGCUGGCCGAGAGUCCAUCAAGAGCGCGCGGAGCGCCGCGUCCUCCGCGUCUGAGCGUGCGCGCGCACGGAGCAAAGCGGCAUCGAAAAAGCUGCCGGGUUCGGCGGUGGCCUGUGACCGCUGCCCGGAGCCCAGAGCGGCAGUGAAGACGUGUUUGGUGUGCAUGUCAUCGUUCUGCGAGACUCACCUGAAGCCUCAUAACACGCAGGAGAAGCUGAGGAACCACGAGCUGAUCGCGCCCACCAGUGACCUGAGCCAGAAGAUCUGCCCCGAGCACAAGUACCUGCAGGAGUUCUUCUGCCGCUCCUGUCAGAUGUACGUGUGCUGGCUGUGCACCAGUAACCAGCACAAGGGCCACGAGAGCACGUCCACUCAGGCGGAGAGGAACGAGAAGCAGAGAGAGCUGGGCGCAGUUCUGUCUGAGAACCAUCAGCGACUCCAGGACAGAGAGAGAGAACUGAAAGACAUGAAGAAAGUCUUAGACACACUCACGAGGUCCUCAGAAACAGUGCGGGACGAGGCGGACACAGUCCUGUCGGAGCUCCAGGAGUCAGUACAGAGGAUGCUGGAUCUGCUGCAGGACGUGAUGGUCUCCACUGCGCAGGAGAAACUCAACGAGGCCCAGGAAGUGGUGAAUAAACUGGAGGCCGAAGUCAAACAGCUGAAGAAUAAAGACGGAGAACUGAAAGAGCUCAUCAACUGCCAGGACAAUAUCUACUUCUUGAAGACGUAUCAGUCUCUGUGCUGCCCGCUGGAAGGAGGAGAUCUGGGAGCUGUGACCGCGAACCCUGAAGCCACAUUUGAUCCGGUCAGGAGCGUCGUCGUCCAGCUGAGGGAGAAAGUGGAGGAGAUGUGUGACCAGGAGCUGGACAAGAUCAACAAGACAGUGUACAACACCACAGCGUUCACAGUUGCAGACCGCAACGGACAGAAAACAGGAGGCAUAAAGAAACUGUUUUCUGGAAAGGGAGCCAAAGCCACUCGUGCACAAGGACCCCCACCACUGCCUUCAGUGAGCACACGAGGAACAGUGAGCACGCGUGCACAAGCCGUCAGAAACAAUGAGCCAAGAGUUAACAGAGGUGUUACAAACUCCCCAAGACAAGCCAGAUCCCCGAGAGAGGAGAGAGAUGACAUUUCUCACUCAGCAGCUGACAGGAGUCACAGUUCACUGAGACCAAGAGAACCACAGAGGAGAGAGGAAAGAGAAAACGAUGCAGACACACGGAGUUUAAGUUCUGUGAGAUCUAGAGGGAGACCGAGAGGAGAAGACCGAGAUCAGGAAAGGGAAAUCCAGGCCUCUCCAAGACGUCAAAGCACACAGAGCAGAAACACACGUGAUGAAGAACAAGCGGACCGCUGGAGUUUGAGUUCAAUCAGACCGAGACUGAGGAGAGAGGACAGAGAACAAGUCAAUGGAGAAGCUGAGUCUAGUCCCUCACAGCAGAGACCAGACGCUGUGGACAGACAGCAGCCGGCCAGACAAUCGGACAGAUGGAGUCUGAGCUCUCUCUUACCUAGAAACAGGAAGAAGAGACAGGACACAGUGAAAGAGGCCACACCCACUAUCCAGGAGGCGGGGUCAGUGAGACCUCGUAGCCUAUCACGUGCCAGUGCCUGGGGAGAGCCAACAGAAGUGAAUCCUGGCCUGUUCCUGGACUCACCGACUUACAGUCCUGCCGUCAAUCCUGCUUUCCCCACAUUGAGAGAAAUUAACAUUGACAGUAUUCAGGCCCCGGAGCCCAGAACCAGAGACGAGUUCCUGGAAUAUGCUUGUGAUUUGAUCCUGGAUCCAAACACGGCCCAUCGGCGUCUGGUUCUGUCUGAUGGAGACACCGUGGCCACGCUUCAGCAGACGUCUCAGCCGUACCCCGACCUCCCUCAGCGCUUCGACGGCUGGACGCAGGUGCUCUGUCUCCAGCCCCUCUCCUCUGACCGCUGCUACUGGGAGGUGGAGUGGAGGGGGCGUGGCUCCUCUCUGGGCGUGGUCAAUGGCUCCAUGCCCCGCAAAGGGGCGGAUUCAAGGGCGGGGCUUGGGUAUAACAGCCAAUCGUGGAGCUUGGAGCUGUCAGACAUGUGCUGCGCAGCCAUGCACGCCAAUCAGAAGGUGGAGAUCCCCGUGACCUACAGCCCUCGAGUCGGGGUGUUUCUGGACAGGACCGCAGGGACUCUGACUUUCUAUAGCGUGGAUGAUGAGUUGGUUCCUCUUCAUGCUUUUCAGGGAUCAUUCCCACCACCGCUGUACGCUGCGUUCGGGGUGGGCUGCGGUGUCGGCGUGGGCCUGGAUUUUGCAAUGGGGCAGUUCAGCUCCACGUCAGACAGCAUUAAAAUCUGUCCCUUGUGAAUGAGCGAAUCUCACAAAAAUAAUAUGUAGGUUUUAUCUCACCCCAAAAUCAAAAGAAAAAAGGGUGAAUUAUAUUUAGCAAGAAAAUGAAGCCUAUUGGUAAGACCAAAAUUAUUUUUCUUUAAGAUUUAGUACUUCCCCUUCAAAUUGAUUCUACCAUAAUGUUUCUAGUAACAUUUUUGUACAAUUAUGAUUUACAUUUCAGCAAUACAGCCAUGUUAAUGAUUCGGUCUAGACAUUUUUUUAAACUUGCAAAAUUAAAUUGCAUAUAUAUAUAUAUAUAUAUAUAUAUAUAUAUAUAUAUAUAUAUAGUAAUUAGAAGUGAGAUUUAUGUGUGAUUAAUUAUACAAAUUGCAUGAUUUUCCUCCGAUUUUUUGGGACCAGGAUUGAAUAGUUAUAGCAAAUAAUUACUAAUAUAAAUUAUUACAAUUAUUAUUAAAUUAAUUAACAAUUACAACAAUUCAAUUAAAAAUUUCACAUUUUCACUUUCAUAGCUGUCUCAUAAUUCUCAUUAUUCAAUUAUGAUUUUCAUUUUGGCAGUACAGCAAGAUCAAAUAUUUUAUUUAUAGUAAUACGGAUGGUUAUAUUACAAAACAUAAAAACAAACUUGUGGGUUUAAUUCUUAAGACGUUUAAUUUUUUAUGCAAAAUGUAAUUUAUUUUUCUCUUCUACAUGUGUUUAUUCACCCUUUAAGGAUGGUUCUGGCAAAUAAUUAUUAAAAUAAUUAUUCAUGUUACGCACAAGAACUUAUGCAUUAGUGAAAUUAUUUGUACUUUCACUAUAAUAUUCAAAGAUGUUUGUAAAUGUAAAAAAUGAACUUGAAUAAAAAGCUAAUUUUUAUCUCCUGUGUAUAGUUAUCAAACACCUCAGGAUGAAAUUACAAGAACAGACAUUAAUAUGUUUUAUUAUAUAUAAAAACAACAACAAACAUACUAAUACAGGGUUCUGACAGCUAAACACAAAAGAAAUCAUCUGGUGCUUGAUGGCACAACUUGUGGCAUCAUCUUCAAGCAUUGACCUUUGACCUCAAUGGAAGCAGAGAGCUUGGUGACAUCAACAGCAGGAUGUAAAUAAGGACACUUUGAUACAGAAAUCAAAUCAUGCAUUUAGUACCAUACACUUCAGCUUGGAUUCGAGAUGCAUGCUGGUAUUAUUCUGAAGAAGUUGUAUGAUGUGAUGAUUCAUUUGACCAAGUUUAGAUCGUGUUCCUGGCACAGCUGACAAAAGCUUAUUAAAUGUCACUCCUGUAACAGUUCCUGAACCAAA
Molecule: messenger RNA, 3982 nt
Organism: Carassius auratus (goldfish)
Lineage: Eukaryota; Metazoa; Chordata; Actinopteri; Cypriniformes; Cyprinidae
Gene: trim25l
Product: tripartite motif containing 25, like
Exons: 20
Coding region: 116-2716 (866 amino acids)
Molecular function (GO): protein binding; zinc ion binding
Source: RefSeq, a predicted model, not a curated record